This is a messenger RNA of Cotesia congregata, 333 nucleotides long. Lineage: Eukaryota; Metazoa; Arthropoda; Insecta; Hymenoptera; Braconidae. The record is from the annotation of a GenBank genome assembly.
AUGGAAGUGGUAGGGGGUAGAAAUAAUAUGAGAAAAAUUAGAGCUCUCGAUAAAGAAGGGAAGGGAUUACUCCUAAUAGAAUUCGAGGGACUUGAGAAGAAAAAAGAGGUUAUGGAAGCGAAGAGUAAGCUAAGAGGGGAAAAAAUAAGAGUGAAGGAUGAUCUGACUUAUGAGGAAAGAAGGAUAAAGAAGAUAGUUAUGGAGGAAGCCUUCAAAGAGAGAGCCGCUGGCAAAAAUGUCAAGGUAGGAUAUAUGACGCUAUUGGUCUGUGGAAAAUUGAGGCAGUGGGAUGAAGCUGAAGGAAGGUGGAAGCUCGAGGAGGGAAACGAGUAA